AUUAUUUAUUUCAAUUUGAUCAACUCCGAUCAUGCGGCUCUUGCUCCGCGUGCCGAUCUGCACGCGCAGGAUGCAGAUGUGUAAAUUAAAGCUGACCCAGCCCCGGUUUUGGAUGGAUUAUGGUCCGAGGCUCUUGGCUUCUCCCCGGAGAAGGUCCUCCGUCCACCCGGCACCUGAUGCCUCUCCCUGGGGCAGAGCCCUCACCUCUGUCCCGCGCCUCCAUCCGCUGUCGGGCCCCUCGCUGCUCUUUCUCAACCCGGCAAGCCGGGUUAGGACAGUCCGGCACACACCUGUUGCCUUCAGCAGCUCCUCCUCAGAGGUGGAGAAGAGCCGGACGGACGCACAGGCGGCGCAGACCCCCACCAGCGUCCCCCUGGAGGACGUCAAACGGAUCUUAAGACUCGCUCAUCCGGAGAGAUGGAGAGUGGCAGCUGCUGUCGGCUUCCUGACCGUCUCCAGCACAGUGACCAUGUCAGCUCCAUUCUUUCUUGGCAAAGUGAUCGACACCAUUUACAGCUCUGGAAUGGACAUAGAAACGAUGAAUGCCUCCCUCACAUCCCUUUGCCUCAUGCUGACGGGAGUUUUCCUGUGUGGCGGAGCAGCCAACGCCGCCAGGGUCUACCUCAUGGAGGUUUCAGGCCAACAGAUCAUCCGUAACCUCCGAGGUUCCAUCUUCUUGUCCAUUCUAAGACAGGAAGUGGCGUUUUUCGACAAGAACCGGACCGGAGAGCUCAUAAACCGGCUCUCAGCUGACUCUGCCAUCGUGGGUCACUCCAUCACAGACAAUCUGUCGGAUGGGCUGAGAGCCGUGGCCCAGGCGGUUGCUGGUGUCAGCAUGAUGUUUUACGUCUCUCCCACCCUGGCGAGCUUUGUGCUGCUGAUCGUUCCACCCAUGGCUGGUCUGGCUGUCAUCUACGGCAGAUACCUUCGUGCCAUCUCAAAACGCACACAGGACGCGCUCGCACAGGCCACACAGUUGGCAGAAGAGCGAAUCAGCAAUCUACGGACGGUCAGAGCUUUUGGGAAGGAGCUGUCGGAGGUCAACGCUUACAAACAGAAGACAGACUUUGUCCUCAGCCUGGCUAAGAAGGAAGCCAAAAUGAGAGCGGGUUUCUUCGGAGUGACUGGUCUGAGUGGAAACCUCAUGAUCCUGUCAGUGCUCUACAAAGGAGGUCUUCUGACGGCCAGUCAGCACAUGACUGUAGGAGAGCUCUCAUCGUUCCUCAUGUACACCUUCUGGGUUGGCAUCAGUAUUGCAGGACUGAGUUCGUUUUACUCUGAGCUGAUGAAGGGUUUUGGAGCAGGAUCCAGACUCUGGGAGCUUCUGGAGAGAAAGCCUGAGUUUCCUCUAGAUGAAGGGUGUGUCCUUCCCCCAGAGCAGCUCAAAGGCCAGCUGGAGUUCUGCAAUGUCUCCUUUGCUUACCCGACUCGUAAGGAGGCUCAUAUCUUUCACAACCUCAACCUCCUGGUUCCAGCCGGGACCAUCAUGGCUGUAGUGGGACCCAGCGGGUCAGGGAAGUCCUCGCUGGUGUCACUUCUUCUCAGGUUGUAUGAUCCUGACACAGGAGUCAUCACCAUUGACGGACACGACAUCCGGGAUCUGAAUCCGUACUGGCUAAGAGCUCAUAUCGGAACUGUGAGCCAGGAGCCGGUGCUGUUUUCCUGCUCCAUCAGGGACAAUAUAGCAUACGGUGCUGUGGACCCUGAUGCUGUGACCACAGAGGACAUCUACAGGGCCGCCAAAGUGGCUAACGCUUUUGACUUUGUCCAGAGCUUUCCUAAAGGCUUUGACACGGUGGUGGGGGAGAAAGGAGUGCUGCUAUCAGGUGGUCAGAAGCAGAGGAUAGCCAUCGCCAGAGCUCUGCUUAAGAAUCCAAAGAUCCUACUAUUAGAUGAGGCCACCAGCGCUCUGGAUGCUGAGAACGAGUCUCUUGUCCAGGAGGCAUUGGAGCGUCUGAUGGAAGGAAGAACAGUGGUGAUCAUUGCUCAUCGCCUAUCCACCAUCAAGAAUGCAGAUGCGGUGGCCGUGCUGGAUCAGAGGCGCAUCGCAGAGUGCGGAAAUCCCACAGAGCUGCUCAGCAACCAGGAAGGACAGUUCAGGAAACUGAUGGAGAAACAGGCGUUCCUGCAGAAAGAACAGCAGCGAGCGCUUCUUUGAGAAAACUAUACGAUAAGGAUAAAAACUGAAGAGGUGUUGGUGACUCAGUAAAUGGAAAAAGUACUGAACUCUCAGUCACAUGAAGAGGAAAAGGGGGAUGAACCUUAUCCACAGAAAGAGCAACCAGAGAUAAUCAAGAGAACAGACGCUCUUCUCUCUGUGGAAUCACGGGCAGCUUCAAUCUAAGUAUCAUAACUGGAAAGAGUUUGAAAAAGUACAAAAAGGUUGUGAUUUUUUUUAAUCACAUUAUGAUAUUAAUAACAAAGCUUUUGUAAGUUCAGGAUGAAUCACACAAUCUGUUAAAAAUAUAAUGAUGUUUUUAUACAAUUGUUUUUACUUAAAGGUAAGUUAAAAGGCUUUUUACUUUUAUUUUAUAGGCUAAAGAAAUGAAAGCAGCUAUGUUUGAUAUAACACUGAAUAUUGAUAUUUUAAAGGGUUCUUGCACUGGUUGGUCAAAGAAAAAAAAAGAAAAAAAAGUGUCAAAGCUGAGGUGCUACAUGCCUAAAAGCGAUGUCAGUUGUGGCUUGGACUUCUGCAUUCACAUGACAUUAGUGAAGCUGCAUAUUUAUGAUGCAGUCAGUGGAGAUUUGUAUGCAUGGAUCACUCCUCCCAACAGUUAUCUGAAUCCGCAAAUAUCUUGAUAAGAAACCUUUUGAAGGUUAGGCCCUGAUGACAUUCGUAGUAAGAAAAAGUGGCACCAAAAGUGCACUGUGAUAGUCACCUGUCCAGGGUACCUGUCAUCCGCUCAGGUAACAACAAUUUGUGGAUGGAAGUCGACAUCAAAACAUGGAAUUGUGCAGCAAUGAGGGUUGCAUUACAGUAUAUCUAACUUGGUCACACGUUUGCCUCUUUUACCCUCCCUGCAGUGUUUACAGGAUGUUCACUUCACAGCCUUAAAUUCUUCACAAUUAUGUCUGGAACUGUGCGCGUGUUGCCCUUAAGCCACGUAAAUAUUGGAGCUGGCGCAGGGAUGUAAUAAUUCACCUCAGUAAAUAUUUGGACAGCUA
Messenger RNA from Oryzias melastigma (Indian medaka), 3165 nucleotides. It is a transcript of the gene abcb10, whose product is annotated as ATP-binding cassette, sub-family B (MDR/TAP), member 10. The record is from RefSeq and is a predicted model, not a curated record. Bases 32 to 2158 code for a protein of 708 amino acids. Gene Ontology annotation, cellular component: membrane. Gene Ontology annotation, molecular function: ABC-type oligopeptide transporter activity; ATP binding; ATP hydrolysis activity. Lineage: Eukaryota; Metazoa; Chordata; Actinopteri; Beloniformes; Adrianichthyidae. The transcript is spliced from 14 exons. Gene Ontology annotation, biological process: transmembrane transport.